Purpureocillium lilacinum is the source of this 321-nucleotide messenger RNA. RefSeq lists its product as uncharacterized. NCBI's taxonomy places the organism in Eukaryota, Fungi, Ascomycota, Sordariomycetes, Hypocreales, Ophiocordycipitaceae. The record is from RefSeq and is a predicted model, not a curated record.
AUGGCUCAGCCCAGCAACAACAACGACACCACGUCGUCCCUCACCGCGACGUACACCUCCCCCACCAACGCCCCCUUCGCCAUCACCAAGACCAUCCCCGCGCCAACCACCACCUCCUCCUCCAGCGCCGCCGCCGCCGACAAGUCGCGCUACCUCGAGGCCCUGCGCGGCGCCGUCGCCGAGACGCAGGACCAGGUCAACAGGGAGCUGACGGCGCGCAUGGACGAGGACAAGGCGCGCGACGGCACGGCAUCCGCCGCGGCCGUCGACGAGGCCAAGGAGGAGGAAAACUACGGCGAGGACGUCCAGGAGGAGGAUUGA